AUGAGUUUCGGGAGAUGGAGGUCGGGGGUCCGCGAGAAAACCGGGUUAAACAGAAGACUAAGCGGCAGAGGAUCUAAUCAAAGCUCUUCCACCAAUAUCCUCAGUUGUACUGCGAACAGAGUAGCUGCGCAGGCUUUCCCGUCUGCAAGUUGUGUGAAAUGGGGCUAUUCAGCAGGGUUGCGUCCACGGAUGGGAGAGACACAGACGAUGGCGCCAGCCAAGACAGCGGAAGAACUGACCACAGGAGAACAGGAGAUCACGAAGACUAACGGACAAAAGAGGGGUAGCAGGAAGACGUGUUCAAGGGAUGAGAGAAAGAAGAGAGGUAGAGGGAGGUUCGAGAGAUGGGAAGGGAGAAGAAGGACGGGGAGAGUCGAGGAUGGAGGAAGGACGGGAGGGUUGGACGUUGGGCUAUACCAGGCAUUGUCAGGCAAUACUGCGCCUAUUACCAAGUCUUUACCUGCAGAGAACUCACUGGAAACUACUGUCCCUGAAAGGAAAUGUGGCGCUAAACCGCGUCUGGAGUUGCAGGGUACAAUCGUCUGCAAUUUUGGGAGGAACAAACGUUAUCGCUUGUACGGAAGUAUGGUACGGUACGGUACGAUACGGUCAGAUACUUGA
Messenger RNA from Paracoccidioides brasiliensis Pb18, 621 nucleotides. RefSeq lists its product as uncharacterized. The record is from RefSeq and is a predicted model, not a curated record. The transcript has 2 exons. Bases 1 to 621 code for a protein of 206 amino acids.